Molecule: messenger RNA, 3882 nt
Organism: Zerene cesonia (dogface butterfly)
Lineage: Eukaryota; Metazoa; Arthropoda; Insecta; Lepidoptera; Pieridae
Exons: 7
Coding region: 199-2925 (908 amino acids)
Molecular function (GO): protein binding
Source: RefSeq, a predicted model, not a curated record
UGUCCAAAAAAUUUAAUUACUAUAUAAAGCUUUUUCUUGCUGACACAAUGUGAAUGUAUUACAUUAAAUACGUGAAGAGAUAUUUCAAUCGAUUUGUUAUAAUAAUUAAACCUAGUUCUCUUACAUAUUACGCAAUACUUUUGAGAUAGGAUUAGUAAAAUUGCUUCGUAAGGCAAUCGCCCAGUUAAUGUUCAAAAAAUGUCAGACCCACCAAAAAUUUUGGUAAAGAAAAUUCCAAUUAUAUUAAGGAAAAAGUCAUUUUCCUAUAGAAAUUCAGCGACUGACGAGUUCUUAGUACCCUUCAAGUCGAACAACAAAAUAUACGUCGAGGAUAUCAUAUAUAAAGCCGAAGAAAAAGAUGUGUUGAACGGAGAAUACCCCAAUUUAACAAUCGUGAAUAAGUACUUAAAUAACUUUUUUAAUUCUACUAGAACAGUCGCUACCUAUACUAUUGACGAUAAGAUUAUACAACUAAAUUCCGACGAAGUAACCAAAGUUAUCGGUAACGAAAACUACGACGUGAUUUUGAAAGCGCUGUGUGGGAUUAGCGAGACCAAACUGAAAGUGCAAGCAAUUUUAUCGCUCUUAACGAUUAGUAAGAGACGCGGCACCGCCGAAAAAUGUUGUCAGACGAUCGUGACCGACAUGGAGUAUUUCAUUCGCGACAAGAGUCGUAGGAAACGCCCGAGCCGGUGUAAAGCGUACGUUAUUGAUGAUGAUCAUGGGAAUAUUUCUCCCCAGACGAUCGCCAGGACGUCCGCGCUUCGCCCAUCCAAAACGCCCAUCCCGAAAACCUCAGUACGCAAAGAUAAUACGGAGAACUUGUUGGACUUAAAGUUAAUUGUAGAUGAGGAUAGCAACAUAUCUGAUGCAAGCGUUGGCAAUAUAUCAAUGAUAAGUUGUCAAAUACCGAAUAUUUUGGAGAAUCCAAAGUUCAUACUGGAAAAUAUCGAUAAAUACACACAAGAGAGUGUGAAAAAUGAAACUCGUAGCAUACUCAAGUUGGUUGACGGUAGUACAGUGAUGUUGCAAGCCAAGCCUGAGGAUAUUUUCCAUAUUGCGACUGCAAAUACGUUGAGAGAUUUGUCGGUGGAAGAUAAAAAGCGAGUAUUAUUGCACCAAGCCUAUAUAGAUUGGAAAUUUUGCUUGCUACCGGACCAAGAAGGUAAUUUGCCUAUCCACAUAGCUGUAAUGAACGAUGAUAUUGAGUUGCUAAAAAGGCAUUGCGCUUUGUUGAAAAGUCGAAAUGCGUCCCUUGACAUCAUAGGUGGAGCAUCAGUGACGCCCCUCCAAUUAUCCGUAUUGAAAGAUGCGCCCGAAUGCACCAGAUUGCUUCUACAAUAUGGUGCGGAUGUGUUAUUGAGAGACGAAAGAGCUAGCUCACUGUUGCAUCUUGCCGCUGAAACGAGUGACCAAUGUAUUGAUGUUAUAUUGGAGUAUUGUAAAGAGAAUGCUAGGAAGAUUCUCCAAGAUGAAGAGGAAUUGUGGAGACCAGAAUUGGAGGAGAAAUCCGAUGACGAGCUCGCUUCGUAUUUGUUGGAUAGGAUGGGAGAAAUGUGUAAUGAUGCCGGCUACACGCCGCUGAUGGCAGCGAGCGCGCGCGGGCGGCUGGCGGGCGUGCGCGCGCUGGCGGGCGCCGCGCCGCGCGCCGCCAACGCGCGCAUGGCCACGUGCGGCGACACCGCGCUCUACCUCGCCGUGCGCGCCGCCUUCGCGCACGCAGAGCAGUCCGGCAACAGAAAUAAAAUAGCGCAAAACUAUUUGGAUAUUAUAGAAACACUGCACGAGUAUGGCGCCGAUCCGCUGAUACCGAACGAUUCGGGUAACAGUGUGGCAACACUCACAGCUGACUUCAAAAUAAGCGAUCUCUCACAAGCAAUAGCAAAUAAAUUGUUAAUGGGGACAAAUGUUAAGAAAAGUUUCGAAGACUACAUCCUGGUCAAGGACACACAGGGUGAAAUUAAUGUAGAAUCUAUCAACACGAAAAAAAGAAAGAAAAGGGGGGGUGGAAAGAGUGUAGGCGGUGACAAUGAACCUAACAACGACCCAACUGUGGUUUCAGGAAAUAAAACAAACUCGAAAAAAGUUAUUUAUUUCAAUGUGCCUUCUAAAGGGAAGAAGAAAAAAGGAAUGGAGAAAAAUAUUCAAGAUGAAAUUGUGGCAGAAUCUGUGAACGAACUGAAAAGUAGUGGCAAGGUGAUAAAAGCUGAGGUGAAACAAGAAAAAAUUGUGGUAGAUAAUACGCCUGUCAUAAUUGCAAAUUCAAAUGUGUUGCCAGUGAAAAUAACGCCCGUUGAUGUUGUUUCAAAACCCACGGAUAAUGUUACAAUUAAAAAUGUUAAAGCCAUAACACAAAGUAGAAGUUUAGAUAAAAAAGAAAUGCCGUUAAAAAUUAACUUGACAGAUUCUAAAAUUUUAUCAGGCAUAAAUAAAGUUGUAGAUAAUAAAAAUAUUUGUACAAAAACUCCUGUUAUUAUUAAAAAAAGUAAUCAAAUAAUUAAUACAGGUGUAGUUAAAUUCAACAUAAAAGAUAGUAUAAAAGUGACAACUGUGAAUAAAUUAAAUUCUAAUGUAAUAAAUACUAUUAAAAUAAAUCCUUCGGAGGUUUUUAAAUUUAAAGAUGGCGGUCCUUCGGAUAGUUCGAAGCCGCGUUUCAUAAAAAUAAUUGCACCAUCUACGAACAAAAUUAACAAUUUAGUGACUAAGGACGUAAAUUCUAUUUCGAAUUCAAAUAUUUCUUCCGUAAGCAAAAUUGUUUACACUGACGUCGAAAGUGGCGGGAAAGUUGCCACAGAUAAUGUUAAGAUUAUAGAUAACAAACGAAUGAUUGAUACAGAUAACAUAGAAAAUGCGAGCAUAAUCAAGCAUAAUUUGAAAAGGUCUGGUAGUGACAUUAUUUUACAAUUGAAGAAAAAACGUGAUUGAAUUGAACUUGUUUCGAUUUUUUAUAAACAAACCAGGUGUUAUUAAAACUAUAUGAAUUUUAGAAAAAUUUUUUAUUAGCAAACACUUGGUUCCUUAAAAAAAAAAAAGGUAUUCCCGGGAGGUAUUUGCAUGAAAUAAUAAAUUAAUUAAUUUUUUGUAUAUGCUAACCUAUUCAUGAAAAAGAAAGAUUAAUGAGAUAAAAAUUAAUGUAUCUGAGUAAACAGUUAAAGUAAUAAAGAUAUCGUCACUGCCUAUACGUUUAUAAACAAUAAUUUUAAAUUAGUGAUAAUUUGUGGAGUAUUUCUACAUUGGUGCCUGUGUGAUACAAUAUAGUACUAGCUGUGCGCCCUGGCUGCGUCCGGGUUCCAUUUAUUGUGUUUAAAUUAUGCCUUUUAUCUGAAGAGAGAUACCAACAAACUGAAAAUUAUCAAAAAAAGUUAACUCAAGGACUUAUAAGUGGUUUAAGUAUCACAACUUUCAUUGAUAUUAAUCUGUAUUAUAUAUACGUAUAAAUAUCGAUGGUAAUUGAGAUAUACUUGCUGUAGCCCGCGGUUUCUCCCGUCAACUUUCAACUAAAAAUAGAAAGGUCAAUGAGCUUUAUUUGUCAAUUUCGUGUCCAAUGUCAUUUGAAAAUUACAAUUUACUCAAAAAUCUUUUCUCUUUUACUUGACACUGGCAAAUACCUAAAAUCUUAUUACCAUAAGAGAGAAAUGAUUUAUCCAGCAUCCUUUUACCAUAAUUAAAUUUAAAUACAAACGUCAUCUCUCAACUUUGAAUAUUAUUCCGUUUGAAUGGACACCUGCGGAACACAAUAUGGCGCAGAAUCGAUCCUAUUUUUAGUUGCAUCUCUAUGCAUUCCUUAAUAGUACGACUUUUAAACACAUUUUUUAAUACGAACCACUGUAGUUCCUGAGAUUAGCGCGUUCCAAUAAACAAAUUCUUCAGGUUUAUAUUAUU